Messenger RNA from Manis javanica (Malayan pangolin), 4251 nucleotides. Lineage: Eukaryota; Metazoa; Chordata; Mammalia; Pholidota; Manidae. The record is from RefSeq and is a predicted model, not a curated record.
UGUGUGGCUGGGGCCCUCAUGAGACCCAUUGGACCCAAACAAACUACUAUCAAGCCUCAAAAUAAGGUUGUCAUGAGAGCAGAUGAUUCAGAUCUGCAGAAAAGCCAUAAGAAGAAGUCACUAUGGGACAAAAUUAAUAAAUAUUUAGAUUUCUCCCUUUUUAAGCAUAGGGGAUUUCUGAUAUACUUAUCUGGAAAUGUCAUUAUGUUUCUAGGGUUUUUUGCCCCCAUCAUAUUCUUGGCUCCUUAUGCUAAAGACAAGGGAAUCGAUGAAUAUUCAGCAGCUUUCUUGCUGUCUGUUAUGGCUUUUGUUGAUAUGUUUGCUAGGCCUUCUGUAGGAUUUAUCGCAAACUCCAAAUUUAUCCGACCCCGAAUCCAGUACUUCUUCAGUUUGGCAGUCAUGUUCAAUGGCGUGUGUCAUCUCCUGUGCCCGCUGGCAGAGGACUACACAAGCCUGGUGAUAUAUGCUAUAUUUUUUGGCCUUGGAUUUGGGAGUGUUAGCAGUGUCCUCUUCGAAACGCUCAUGGACCUUGUCGGUGCACAAAGGUUUUCCAGUGCAGUGGGACUCGUCACCAUUGUGGAAUGUUGUCCAGUUCUUCUUGGCCCUCCUCUUGCUGGCAAAUUGGUGGAUGAAACUGGACAAUAUAAAUACAUGUAUCUGGCCUGUGGAUCUAUUGUGUUCAUAUCAAGCGUUUGGCUGCUUAUUGGCAAUGCUAUAAACUAUAGAUUGCUGGCCAAAGAAAAGAAUUUGGAACAAGCGAAGAAGAAAAUGAACAAAACUGAGUGCAAAGAAUCUGAACCGUUGAACAAAUCUGAACAUCAUGAUGAUAAUGUCCAAAAUAUGAGACCAAGGAGUAGUCUUUCAGAGAGAGAAACUAAUAUUUAGCAAGAGUCACAUCGCUGAUCUCAGUGUUUAUGACUUUCUUAUGAGUAUUUUUUUUUCCAAAAUAUUGGAAAGGUUUUUAAUUGAGAUGUGGAGUCAUCAUUAAGGAUGGAGAUGAGAUUUUCCUCAGUGGCAAAUGUUAAAUAAGUUUGCUUUUUAAAAUUUAUCUGGGCAGUUAAAUUUUGAGACUAUGCAUAUAAAGAAUCCAUGCAAUGGGUUUAUUACCAUACAUGACUCCGCUUGUGGUGAUUAAAAUCAUUUUUAGUCUUCCAGUGAGUCCAGAUUUAAUUACAGAGAUCUAAAUCCCUUAUCUCUGGUUUAAGUAGUAGAAGUAGUAUGUUUAACCCCAUAAGAAAGCCCUCUCCAUAUUUCAUUUUUUAUUUGAUAUUUAAAUAUAAAAUGGAAAUGAAGGAAAAUAAAUUUUUCCCUUUUGCAUGUAUGUGUGCCCAAAACACACACACAUUCUCAUUCUCACAUACUCACAUGCACACAGAGCAUCUGGAAAACAAAAGACAAAUAUGUCAAAAAAUAUUUACCACUGUACUUUUCAUUUUACUUUAAAUCCAUGGAGAAAAUAGAAAUGUGUAUCUGCAUACUACUUUAUAAGUGGAUUUUAUAAAGAUAAGAACAUGGGUGAAGAUUAAGAUGAUCUUAAUUUGAAAAUGCAACUAACUGUUGUAAAAAGAACAUUUCCAUAUACCAAGUAAGUCUGAAAAAAAGAAAAAAACUCCAUUUUAGACUAUUAUCUCUGAGCACUGUUAUGUUUGAUCAAUCCAUGAACAUGAUUUCUUUAAGGGGGGCCAUUAGUACCUGGUGCUAGAGAACAAAGCCCUCAAAUAAUUUUCAAAAUUCUUACCUAAUAUGUAAAUCAAAUUAAAAGCCUAAAUGGCUCCUAGCAAUGAGCUAUAUGCAUUGAUUUUUAAAAGAUUUUAGUUAGUAAUCCAGAAAGUAAUACCAGGGACUUCUUUUAAUCAGAACUCAAUCCAGACUCAUUGUCACACUGAGACAUCAUAGUGGAAUCAACCACAAUCCUGAUUGGCAGGCUUACAAGUAGGCCUAAUUCUAACUUUUCACAGCUCAUAGCCAGUGAUCAGAGGAUUAUUGUUAUAAGUAAUCCAUCUGAGUAAAGCUUACUAAAAGUAGGAGGUGCUUAUAACGAGCCUUCUAUGCUCCCUCAUUUUCCUCUCCUCCCCAAAAUGCAAAAGCAAAAAGCAAACCCCAGUAGGCGUUUUACUCAGCCACUAAAAAUGCUUCAUAUUAUAGGAAUACCAGCACUUGAAGAGUCUGCCCUCUACUGGUUAGACUUCCUGCUUCCUGUGAAUACAACUAAACCAGGAGAUGAGAAAUAAACACUUGUAAACUGGAAGCUGUGUGUGACUUGGUAUACACUUGGGAAGUGUAGGUAUGGUUUAUAAUACAUUAGCAAGAAGUUUUCUAUGUUGCAGCCCAGGUUAAUUGAGCAGUUUCUCAUUUUCAUAAUUAUGUGAAAACACCUAGAAUCUGAAUCACUCUUGAAUCUAGAGGCAUAUGAUAGUUCUGUGUGUUCAAAACCAUUUUGAGUGAUAAAGUAUUUUUAAAUAAGAAAUACCGUGUGCAUUAGGGCUCGAUUUGUGAGUUUUUACACCUAUACAUCAGAGGUUUAAGAUCGUGAUUAAUGAAAAGCAUUUAGUGCUUGAUUACUGAAGUGAUGUCCCUCUUUAAGAUAUCAAAAGGAAUUUUUUUUAUUGCAGUAGAGGCCAGUGCUCUUCAUAUUUCCUAGAAAAUUAUACCUGAAUACCAAGCUUUUGUGAUGUUUAACAUUAGGGAAUUGAUUUGUAAAAUUUAUGCACUGUUUAAGCAUGUGGCUCAUCCAUAGGAAGCUAUAUAAAAUUUCAUUUUUCAUUUAACAUUCCCUUUUUUAAAUUUGAAGAGGUAUUUGCAUUUUUUAAAUAUUAGAUAAAACAAUAUGUGCCAAACCAUAGGUGAACAAAUCAAGAAAAAUGUGGCAGUAUUGGCUGUUUUUAAUUUAAUUUCACCCAAUGUUCAGUCUUGAAUGAGCUGUUUUCAUUAUUAGUGUUUUUGUAUCCAUCCGUAACUCAUCACAAGAAAUGUGGCAUCAUAAAUUAUGUACUAAGUCUCCAAUCUUAAACAUUUCCAGAAAAUGUACUGAAUUCUUUGAAAAUACAUAUUUAAAUUAAUAUAGCUAUCAGACCCCAGGAGGAAAUUAAACAACAAAGUAAUUCUCAAGGGGCGUUAGGACUAAGGCUGCAGUCCCUUUUAACACAUGCUGGUAGAGACACGCUGGUGGAUACGUUCCAGUGACUCCUUCCAUAGAAGGACAUUUAUUUUCUCGUGAGUUUCUUGUUAAGUCAAAACUAAUUUGUAUUUGUUCUUUUGCUCUCUGGUCAUCUUCAUUAACUUUUCAUUUCUAACACUGAUUAUCUUAAAUUAUUAAAAAAUAAAAGGGAAGUGAAAUUGCACAUUCAAAGCACAUGAGGAGACGUAUACAGCAAUGCCUGGCAUAGCACUAUACAAAGCUACAGAUCACACACAUAAUUCCCAUACAUAAAUGUUGAAAAUUAAAUUAGAACACACUUGAAACAGUGUUGUAGGCCCACAUACGGUAUUCAAAAUUGUUCCAAGGGAAAAUUAAUUUUCUAGGUGUUCACUUUUCCUUGCACUUGUUAGAAUAUAUGCUAUUUGAACAGAAUCUUUCAAAGGUUGAGAAGAAAUUAUCAGCCUAGAACACUAAUUAUUAUGUAGUCACAUAAAUGGAGGAGGAAGUACAGUUAACAUCUGUGUCUGCAACAAUUGGUGUAGAACAUAUUUCUUCCCCAAGGGACUAACAGGUUUUCGAUGUUCAAGAAAUCAUGAGUAAGAUCAGAACAUACCAUCAAUAUCCCUUUUAGUCCCAUUCCUCCAUUAUGGAAUUGUACAGAAGGAAGAUUAUCAUAAACAAGGGUACUGAAAUAAUUUGUGAUCACUGGCUAGUGUAUUUUUCUGUUUGUGAUGAAUAAGCCCCCAGUAUGUCUCACCAUUUAACCUUAAAUAUGCCUACACUGGUUAAUGAACAGAAUAUUGGGUAUAGACUUGUCCUGGCCUAUUAUUCCCACCCUCUUUUCCGAUCCUUUUUGGAUUCAGUCAACACACUGAGAGGCAGUGGAUCAGGCUGUUAGUGUAUGUCACCUUGGAGACUAUGUUUUCUCAGUGUAAACUCACGGCUCAUCAGUUUCAUUCACCCACUUUAUCUCAUACCACCCCCACCCCAGACACUAGGAAGUAAGUAAAAUAACUAGGUUUGAUAUAUUUGACUAUGCACUUUUAAAAAAUUGUUAUUUUUUUACUCAUUUUUCUCUGGCUGCACAUGACAAUCAAGUUUGAAAAAAAAAA